GAAUAUAAAUGGGCCAGGCCCACCUGUGUCUCAACUCCAAGAGCGCCAAAAAGGUGGUGUUCAAAAUUCCUCGAACAUUCUCUCUCGUCUCUCUCUCCCUAUCUCUGCUACUGCUAGCACAAUGGUCCGUGGCUUGGGAGAGUAGAGUAGUAGUAGUCGUAGUGCCAUCCCAAUGAUCCAUUGCAGGCUCUCCCCAUUCAUGUAGAGCUCCUUUCAUGGAAGCAAACCCUUAAACCCUAAUGCCCUUUCUUCCAGCUAGUCUUCUUCGCCUGAUUUCGUUUCCCAUUUGGCUCUAAGAUGCCGCUGAGAUCCGGCCAUGGACAGGGAGGUUGACCUUCCACCCCCAUUCGCACCGGCGAGGGAUCUCACCCGUCCGAUCAAUCCUGAUUCUACCUCGUCUUCGUCUUCCUCCUUCUCUUCUUCUUCAUCUUCCUCCUUCUCUUCUUCUUCAUCUUCUCCCCCUGGCUUACUCCGACACUUUCAAGCCGCCUUCAAGCGACAUCGCCCUAUUGUUUCAGGUGUGAUGCAGUCAAAUAGCAUAGGGCCUAGACGGAUUUUAGUUCCUCAACGAGCAGUGUCCACAAAAUCAGCAUCCAGUUUAGGUCAUCUUGAUGACAGCAGGAAGUCUAGAGAAGUAGUUUCUGUAAGUGAGGAUCAUACUGUUAGAGAUUCAAUCAUGCAGAAGAGAACUACCAACAUUGCCAAAGAUAGUCAGGAAGAUGAAUCAAGUACACCGUCUUCCAUUUCAGGGACUAUUACCAAAGCCUUUGAUGACAACUUAAAUCCAUAUGACGGACAGAGAGAUCAAGUCAAGUCCGAGACUGGUUGUAAAGACAACCCAAAGUCUCUGUCGCAUGUGGAAUCUCAAUACAUUGAUGGUGGUCAGAAAAAAGUCCAAUUUUCAGAAGCAAGCAAGGCUAUUUCUCAGGGGGCCGAUCAUCUUAUGGCCACUGGAUUGGAGAACUUACAAUCUCAUAUGAGUUCACUUGCAUUGACAGAAAUGGAAUGGGUUGCAGGCAAUCAAGGAGAGGCAUCAACGGUCAUUAAUCAUGAGAUGAAGCAUCAGAACACAGAAUGUGAUAUCACAUCGAGAUCUGAUGGUGGGAUUUCUUCUCUAUUGUCAAAGAGAACGACAGCUGUUCAGGAUCAGUUGCACCAUUUCAGAAACUUCUUUAGCCAGCCUAACUCUCAAUCUUCAGUUGCAGGGCCAUCGUGUGCCACAACCACAUCUGUCCAUUCAGCUUCAGCACCCAUAGCUAAUCAGACAACUUUUUGCUCCCGUGUGCAUUGUGAUUCGCAUGCAGCACUGGAACCCAUGGGGGAUUUAAAUGUAAAUUCUCAUCCUGCAACUCAAGGGAAAAUAAUGCAGCAAUCAAAUCCAUGUUUAAAGGACAACAGUCGAGCACUAAAUGACCAGAUUGCUAUUGCAGCUCAAUCUUCCACCUCCGCAGUUGAUACUCAAAUGGAGAGUAAGGAAUAUGAAAUUUCUAAGGUGCAGCAAGGCCGAGUGCUAAAGGAAAGUGGCUCUGCUGGAGAUUCUUCUCUUCUUGAUGAUAGACCAGAUGAAGGGAAACAAUUAACUGCUGGUGCUAUUGAUUUUCAAUCUCAUAUUACAUCAUCCAAAAGCUUAUCUUCUAAUGUGAAGUCUGAGCAUUCUAAAUCAGAUAAACAAGAUAGGGUUGCAGGUGCUAAAGGUGCAUCAGUUCAUCGUAAAAGAAAUUAUGAUCCGGACUUGUUUUUUAAAGUUAAUGGGAAGCUCUAUCAAAGGCUUGGCAAGAUAGGUAGUGGAGGAAGCAGUGAGGUCCACAAAGUCAUCUCAUCAGACUGUACAAUCUAUGCACUUAAAAAAAUCAAGCUCAAAGGACGUGAUUAUGCCACUGCUUUUGGAUUUUGUCAGGAAAUUGAGUAUUUAAAUAGGUUGAAAGGAAAGCACAAUAUUAUACAGCUCAUAGACUUUGAGGUGACAGAUAAAGCUUUGCUUCAGGAAGUAAUGAAUGGAUCCAUGAAUAACAAGGAUGGCAGAGUCAAGGAUGAUGGAUAUAUUUACAUGGUGCUUGAAUAUGGGGAGAUUGAUUUGGCUCACAUGCUUUCCCAGAAGUGGAAAGAACUUGAUGGCUUCACCAACCAGACCAUAGAUGAGAACUGGCUUCGAUUCUACUGGCAGCAAAUUCUUUUAGCAGUAAACACUAUACAUGAAGAGCGUAUUGUUCACUCUGAUUUGAAGCCAGCUAAUUUCCUUCUGGUAAAAGGCUCUCUAAAGUUAAUUGAUUUUGGUAUUGCCAAAGCCAUAAUGAGUGAUACCACAAAUAUUCAAAGGGAUUCACAGGUUGGUACAUUGAGCUACAUGUCUCCUGAAGCAUUUAUGUGCAAUGAGAGUGAUGCCAAUGGAAACCCUAUUAAGUGUGGUCGACCAUCAGACAUCUGGUCCCUUGGUUGCAUCCUUUAUCAGAUGGUGUACGGGCGGACUCCAUUUGCAGAUUACAAAACAUUCUGGGCGAAGUUCAAAGUUAUAACAGACCCAAACCAUGAAAUUAUAUAUGAACCAGUUUCAAAUCCUUGGCUUCUUGAUCUCAUGAAAAAUUGUCUUGCAUGGGAUCGCAAUGAAAGGUGGAGAAUUCCCCAGUUGCUUCAGCAUCCCUUUCUUGUUCCUCCAAUUCCACCAAAACCAUAUUCGCCUCAAGACCAAUGUAGACUUCUUCAUCUUAUUUCCACCACUUGUACUAGGGACACUGAAGCUUCGAAGCUAUGUUCUCAGUUACAACAACUUCUGGGGGACCCAGACUGGUUAAUGACAUCUCAGUUAUUGGCCUCACCUGACAAACGGUGUAAGUUGCUCUCCCAAAUAUCACAACUUUUCUUUCAGCUAGAAAAACAGUUGUCAAACUCAUUGACAGAUUAGAUGAAUAUCAAAACUUGGUGCUCAAAAUUCUGCUUCAACAACUUGCAAUUCACCUGCCAAAUUCUCAGGUCUGAGUUUGUUUUCUGGUUCCAUCUUUAUUGGUUAUGGUGUUUUGCUUCCAUAUAUUUGUAAUAAUAUGUAAUAUUCCUUCCUGUUGUGUUAUCCUAGUUUAUCUGAAAGAAAGUUCGAAUCUAUUCGAUGAGGCUUGUAAUUACCAUCCUGGUGGGUGUUUUGGUGUGAUCUGAAUACAUGCUGCUGCCUUUUGCAGCAUGAUAAUCAAUUAUACGCAUUCUUUA
This is a messenger RNA of Humulus lupulus (European hop), 3195 nucleotides long. Its product is annotated as serine/threonine-protein kinase MPS1. The transcript is spliced from 6 exons. Gene Ontology annotation, cellular component: spindle; nucleus; kinetochore. NCBI's taxonomy places the organism in Eukaryota, Viridiplantae, Streptophyta, Magnoliopsida, Rosales, Cannabaceae. Gene Ontology annotation, molecular function: protein serine/threonine/tyrosine kinase activity; protein serine/threonine kinase activity; ATP binding. The record is from RefSeq and is a predicted model, not a curated record. The coding region runs from base 317 to 2899 and encodes 860 amino acids. Gene Ontology annotation, biological process: chromosome segregation; meiotic spindle assembly checkpoint signaling; protein localization to kinetochore.